CAUUCUUGUCAUUAUGGUCCGACGUUCUUUUGGUUCAGAAAACUAUGCAAAGCGUGAAAAUGUAAAAAUUCCCGUGACUUUAUAUGAAAUAAAAGAAAAUGAAACAAUUAGUACACUUAGUAAGAAUCAAGGAAAUGAAGAAAAGAGAACAAUUA
Messenger RNA from Racocetra persica, 155 nucleotides. Lineage: Eukaryota; Fungi; Glomeromycota; Glomeromycetes; Diversisporales; Gigasporaceae. The record is from the annotation of a GenBank genome assembly.